GUCCGAGAUCAGCGUGGAUCCUGCAGUGUCCGGAUGGAGGGACAAGGAUGAGGAUCGCAUCCAGGAGCUGGUGGAGCUUUUCCGGGCACCAGGCAACUACAACACAGGCCACAUGCUGCUGGACGACGGCCUGUCCACAGUGUGCGCCUUGCAGACGCUGCAGGCCGAGUGGGAGGUGGCUCAGGCGAAGACCUGCGAGGACGACGAGGUCGCCUUCGUCUUCGACACUCGCCUUGUGAAGGUCUUCACGGAAGGUGUCUUCCUCGAGUUCGUCCGUUACGACACCGAGCAGAUCGAGGUGCGGGUCGCCUUUCAAACCGGCGCCCAUGACGUGGACAACAACAAAUACCAGGCCACCUCGCUGUACGACAUGGUGCGGGUGGUCCGCCUCAUGAAGGCAAAGGUCAACAACAAUGACUAUGCUCAGGUGUCGAAGCGGUUGCAAAGCGUGUUGGGCUCUGGGAAGACAUUGGUUCCUGGAUAA
Messenger RNA from Symbiodinium sp. CCMP2456, 484 nucleotides. The record is from the annotation of a GenBank genome assembly. NCBI's taxonomy places the organism in Eukaryota, Dinophyceae, Suessiales, Symbiodiniaceae.